Molecule: messenger RNA, 2799 nt
Organism: Elephantulus edwardii (Cape elephant shrew)
Lineage: Eukaryota; Metazoa; Chordata; Mammalia; Macroscelidea; Macroscelididae
Gene: PHAF1
Product: chromosome unknown open reading frame, human C16orf70
Exons: 16
Coding region: 150-1418 (422 amino acids)
Biological process (GO): Golgi to plasma membrane protein transport
Cellular component (GO): dendrite; trans-Golgi network; synaptic vesicle membrane
Source: RefSeq, a predicted model, not a curated record
UUGGGCUGGUGCCGUCACAGCCGCCGCCGGCCGGAGGGAAAAAGAAAGGGGCCGGCGGGGGUGGCAGGUUAGCCGCUGCUUUGUCUUCUCAGCUCCGGUUCUGUCUGCGUUGCCGCAGGGAGGCCGCCCCGGCCCGGCGAGCCGAGCCAAUGCUGGAUCUGGAGGUGGUGCCGGAGCGCUCUCUGGGGAACGAGCAAUGGGAAUUCACACUGGGAAUGCCUCUGGCUCAAGCAGUAGCCAUUCUUCAGAAGCACUGUCGCAUCAUCAAAAAUGUUCAGGUUCUCUACAGUGAGCAGUCUCCUCUAAGCCAUGACCUCAUCCUUAACCUGACUCAGGACGGGAUCAAACUACUGUUUGAUGCUUUCAAUCAGAGACUUAAGGUGAUUGAAGUGUAUGACUUGACUAAAGUAAAGUUAAAAUAUUGUGGUGUGCAUUUUAACUCUCAGGCCAUACCUCCCACCAUUGAGCAGAUUGACCAGUCUUUUGGCGCAACUCACCCAGGAGUGUACAACUCUGCUGAGCAGCUCUUCCACCUCAACUUCAGAGGACUGUCCUUCUCAUUUCAGUUAGACUCGUGGACUGAGGCUCCCAAGUACGAGCCCAAUUUUGCCCAUGGCCUAGCUUCUCUGCAGAUUCCUCACGGAGCGACUGUGAAACGAAUGUACAUCUAUAGUGGCAAUAGCUUACAGGAUACCAAGGCUCCUGUGAUGCCCCUGAGCUGUUUCCUGGGCAAUGUGUACGCUGAGAGUGUAGAUGUUCUUCGCGAUGGAACUGGACCCUCAGGUUUACGACUUCGCCUACUUGCUGCAGGCUGUGGGCCCAGCCUGUUGGCAGAUGCCAAGAUGCGAGUAUUUGAGCGUUCAGUGUAUUUUGGUGAUUCCUGCCAAGAUGUUCUUAGCAUGCUUGGCUCUCCACACAAGGUCUUCUAUAAGUCAGAAGAUAAGAUGAAAAUCCAUUCUCCCUCCCCUCACAAGCAAGUCCCAUCCAAGUGCAAUGACUACUUUUUUAACUACUUUACUCUUGGGGUGGACAUACUUUUUGAUGCAAAUACACACAAAGUAAAGAAGUUUGUCUUACAUACCAAUUACCCUGGGCAUUAUAAUUUUAACAUUUACCACCGCUGUGAGUUCAAGAUCCCACUAGCCAUAAAGAAAGAAAACACAGAUGGUCAGACAGAAACCUGUACAACCUACAGCAAGUGGGACAACAUCCAGGAGCUCCUGGGCCACCCUGUGGAGAAGCCUGUGGUCCUGCACAGGUCAUCCUCCCCAAACAACACCAAUCCAUUUGGCUCCACAUUCUGCUUUGGUCUUCAGCGGAUGAUCUUUGAGGUCAUGCAAAAUAACCACAUUGCCUCAGUGACCCUGUACGGCCCACCUCGGCCUGGUGCCCACCUGAGAACAGCAGAACUCUCCUAGGGGCACCACUAUGUGUCCCUCUUCCCUAUGGAACUGUGCACCAUAUCUUGCUCAGUGGGCCUCCGUGUGCCACCCUGGACACCUUUCUUGGACACCUUGCCAGUGUUGAAGGGCUGUUGUGAUACCCUGAGGUGGGCCUUGGGUGUGCUGAGGGCCCGCUUAUUCCUCUGUCCAUCCUCAGCCUGCAGGCACCAACCAGCAGGAGAAACUGAUUGCAAAGAGAAGCACAAACUCUGAGCCUUGAUAUCUGGACCCAGGAACUCAACUAACACGAGGAGGCAGGGUACUGUCACCCCUGACCUACACACAUUGGGAAAGUUGGGUUCUUUCUGUGGCUGAGGACACAGACAUCCAGGAUGAGGACAAGAAGUCCUGCCUUUGGCCACACAUUGCCACGUGACCCUUAAACCAAGCAGGUAGCAUGUCCAUAGUACUUGGUUGUGACAUUUGCACUACAUCCACUUUAGUUACUUGAUGAGCUGGCUGGGGCCCAUCUGGCUCACCUGCCCUUCCCGGUUCCUUUUCUUGCACGAACUCCCUGCCAGGCCCAGCAGGCACACUCAAGUGGUUUGAAACAGAGAUUUCUACCCUCCAGGAAUGUGCCCAGGCCUGGUCCUCUCCCUUCGUGGAGCCAGCCUUCAUGGUCCCUGUGCCCCUGCUCUGCCCUUACCUGGCUGGUGGGGCUGCAUGUUUUCAUUCUGUUUGCCUCUUUUAUUUGAUGCCAAAGUUUUAGCCAAAGACAUCUUCCUCCCUCUGUUCUAGUAUUCUGUUCUGCACUGUGGGCUGGCUCCCUGCCCCUGCCUCAGCCCUGGGCAGUGUCCCCUGGCCGGGCCCUUUCCUGGCCCAAGGCCUCUGGGGGCUCAAGGAGGGCUGAGUCUGCUCAGCCUCUUCGUGGGUCUUGCUAAGGAAAGUAGCGUAUGUGCUUUAAAAAUAUUAAUCCUUUUGAAAAGAAUUGAGGAGAGAAAUGUAUAAUUUUAUCCCAUUUUUAAUAUUUUGGUCUAGCAACUUGUGAUACAUAGAUGACAAUUUUGUGAGUUUUUCAACUGUGUGUACAGAUUUUUGUAAAUAUGACUCUUUUGUAAUUAACUCAUGUACAGCCUCAUCCUGUAUAGUCUAAUGACAGACGCACAGGGGACCUGCCCUGGGCGCCUGUGGUUCCUGGGCCAGCAGCCAGGCUUGUGUGGCACUCUCAUGACUUUGUGACUGACUGUGGUGUCUUCCCACUGAACCAUGCCUGGCCAGAGACCCCCGACCCCGAGCAUCCUGUGUCCGGGGCAGCCAGGACUGUUCAUCAGCCUUCCUCAUCUCUGUUCCCCCCCGGGAAUAAAGCACCUAUGCCCUCAGCAGCUGCUCACCAUGUGCUGUUGCUGGGAUGUUUGUA